GCCUGGCAGGAGCCCACGGCUUGGCUUCAGAUCCCCGCAACACUGACAAUGAGGCGUGUGGAAGAUGGUCGAAAAACGAGCUCUCCUUAAAAAGAGACGAUUUGGGCCGUGAGCGCACAGGAGUCAGAGGGAUUCAUGUGGCUUCACUGACCGAGCUUCCCCCCCACACUCGCUUCGUUUAGUGUGAAUGGACAGAUAAGAACGAAAACCAUUUCGCAACCUAUUUUGCAUGCAGCCUACAUGGGCGCAUGAAGUCUUUGGUAUAUUUUUCCACCCCGUUCCGCCUCUCCGGCUUUGCAAUGCGCACGCUUGUAGUUGUCUAAAAGGAGGCGACUUGAGGAACGCUGGUUUUUGAGGCAUUUAACAUUUUUUCUCCACAUUUGCAAGAUGUUUUGAGCGCCAAAGGGGGCAGGGAGAGCGGCUGGUGUCGUCGGAGGGGGGUCUGUUCACUGCGCAGACGAGACGCGGACCGUCUCUGCGCUACCGCUCGUCUGGUCUCCUCCACGACAAACCACAAGACGCAGGCAGGAGGAGGAAGAGUGGUGGUGCCGGAGUGGAAACCUGGAAAUAUACGGCGUUAAAAUGACGAUGUCCGUCCCGGAGAGGAAAUCAGGCUCGGAGGGGAAGGAGGAGGAGAGCGAGGAUGAGAGUGAGAUCCUGGAGGAAAGCCCGUGUGGCCGCUGGCAGAAGCGCAAAGAGCAGGUCAGCCAAGGUAAUGUGCCUGGUGUGGAAAGUGCCUCUCUGGCCAUGGACACAGAAGAGGGAGUGGAGGUGGUCUGGAACGAAGUGCUCUUCUCGGACAAGAAGGUCUUCAAAGCACAGGAGGAGAAGAUCAAGGAGAUGUUUGAGAACCUGAUGCAGGUCGAACAUCCCAACAUUGUCAAGUUCCACAAGUACUGGCUGGACAUGAAGGAGAGCCAGGCUCGGGUUAUAUUCAUCACUGAAUACAUGUCGUCAGGCAGCCUCAAGCAAUUCCUGAAGAAAACGAAGAAGAACCACAAGACCAUGAAUGUGAAGGCUUGGAAGAGAUGGUGCACCCAGAUUCUCUCUGCACUCAGUUAUCUCCACUCUUGUGACCCUCCAAUAAUCCAUGGCAACCUGACAUGCGACACCAUCUUCAUCCAGCACAACGGCCUCAUUAAGAUAGGCUCAGUGUGGCAUCGGCUUUUUGUUAACGUUUUUCCAGACGCCAAUGUUCACGGUAAAGCGCGGCAGCACCGCGAUGAGCAGAGGAAUCUUCAUUUCUUCGCUCCAGAAUAUGGAUCCUGUGAAGAUGAUUACGCUAUAGAUAUUUUCUCCUUUGGCAUCUGCGCUCUAGAGAUGGCAGUACUGGAGAUCCAGGCCAACGGAGAUACUGCUGUGUCCAAGGAGGCCAUAGUCAAUGCAGGUCAAUCUCUGGAAGACCCUCUCAUGAGAGAGUUCACUCAGUCUUGUUUGCGCCAUGAAGCCAAACUCCGUCCAACUGCUCACGACCUUCUGUUCCACCGAGUCUUGUUCGAAGUCCACUCCCUGAAGCUGCUCGCCGCCCACUGCCUCAUCAACAACCAGUAUUUGCUUCCAGAGAACUGUGUGGAGGAGAAAACCAAGUCAUUUGACCCCAACGCUGUCAUGGCAGAGAUUAAACACGACGACAGACAGGGAGUUCAGCUCAAAUAUUCCCAUGUGUCUCCUCUGGAACUCGACAAAUUUCUGGAGGAUGUGAAGAAUGGGAUUUACCCACUGAUGAACUUUGCCUCCACUCGUCCUCAUCCCGUCCCUCGAGCCCUGUCCUUGUCUCAGGAGCAGGUUGAGACGGUCAAGACGCCGACUCCUGAACCUCAGGAGACAGAGACGAGGAAGGUUGUUCAGAUGCACUGUAAUUUGGAGUCAAAUGAAGAAGGGACCAAAACUCAUCUCUCUUUGUUUCUGAAGAUGGAUGACAAACUUCACAGGCAGCUUAGCUGUGACAUCCUUCCAACGGACACCUCCAAAGACCUUGCCAGUGAACUCGUUCACUACGCCUUCAUAAAUGAAGAGGACAUUGAGAAGGUGGCGGGGUUCCUGGAGGACGCAAUUAGCCGACACCGGGUCCGAGCGCUCGCCUCUGGGAGCACACAGUGAGGAAGGGGAUCAUGACAGCGGCUGGCCCGGACUGAGGGGCCCGGUGCGUCGACCACAUCCAUGGAGAAAGAAAGUAAAAGGGCAGCAGGCAGGAUCACACAGUCAGGAACCGAGGGGGCAGAGGGAGCUGACCCAGCUGGGCAUAAAAAAGGGGACAAAUACAGAUGGAUGCUGAGCCUAAACAAUCCCAGUGAGAAGGAGGAAGAAUGCUGGUGCUGAGAGAGAAACCAAAGGCACCUCUGGUUAGAGGAGCGGAGGCUACAUGGCUGAGACCAGCCACCCCACAGAGCAGUGGAACAUUGACGAACUCCCUGUUUAAAAGGGCUAUCAUGCCUUAAGAAAUCUUGACGGCUUAGUUUUUUCCAUAAUGCCACUAUUCAGAAUGGAUGUUUUACUGACAGCUGUGUUUUCAAACGUACAUUUUAUUGCUCAAAGCCUCAUUUCCACUCCAAUGCCCACUUUUAUUGGUGAUUAUUGACUUUGAACAAAAUCAUUCACUGAAGCCUCCCUCCCUUACAAGCCAGAACCGUUUAUUUCCAUCCACCAUGUACUGUUAAUACUCAAUCAUUUGACUUAUUUAUUUCUGUUUGUAACUGUGAACAAUAGAAGCAUUGCAUAAGCCUGUUUUUCUUCUUCUUUUGCUUCAUGUUUUUGACCUGCAAAGUAACACACCUCACUGCAGUGUUGGGUUGAAGGCUACUUCUCAUGCAGCUAACCGUGCCACGCCUACGUGCAGUGAUGAGCGAGGAGAUGAUGCCUCUCUUUUAGCCUGUAGUGCUCUUAAGGGUUUUCCCUGCAAAAGUGUUUUUGAAAGCCAAAGACUUGCAAAGUGCCUCAUAUGGCAACGUACUUUGGACGAAAAAUUCACUAAAGGAACGGCAUCGUACCCAGCUUAGCAAUUUGGAAUUUGACUCGUUCAGGUUGACUCGAGUUUUAACAUCACAUCCGAUCUUUCAUUUUAUGAAUUGGCCUGUGUGUGAAUUUUAACAUGAACUUGACACCUGGUGAUGGCAGCUCCAUUAAGAGCUGCAGCUGCUGUGUAUUGGACAUUUCUAACAGAGGGUUAGGGUUCUCUGCUGCAGUCAAUAUUAAUGCAGGAAGAGCUGCAGCCUGUGUGCAAAAAUUGGAAUAUAGCAGCGUGUGGUUUAAAAGCAAAGUCCUACAUAAAUGAUAGGAAGGAUGUUGGGUUUCUUAUAUUAAAAAAUUGAAUAACAAUUUUCAUAAUGUUAAGAAAUAUCAUUGCUAUACUCAUUUCUGUAGUAUUCUCCCAAAACAUCUGAGGAUAUUUGUUUUGUGAGUAAAUGUAAAGGUCUAUGAACGGCAAAAUCUGUCCAAAUCAUUAGAAAACCUAUGAUUUAUAUCAUGUCUGUAAUUUCAAAUUUGUGCUCAAUAUGCAUAUGAAUUUAGCUUUUUCCAUCAGGAUUUUCAUGAACUACAGAUGCGAAAAGAACAUUUUUAAAAAAUAUAUAUAUUUCAGUUUGAACAUGUUCAUUUUGCCAGAUUCACAUCUCCUGUGCUUUUAUUUCAGACAAUAUCAGUGUGAACCUGGGAAUGGAUUGUACUGCAGCCCACACAAAGACAAAAAUAGAAUACAUAACUCCGCCAGAAUUUUCUGGUCAAGAACCCAGUCUUGGAAGUGUAAAAAAAAAAACCAACCAUUUGGGUGGAUUUUUCCCUAACAAAACUAGACAAUAGUCUGAUCAAUCUUCAGCAAUAUACUCUUCUCUAUCAGACUUACUUAGCUCUGCUCCAUUUGUUUUUCCGGGUCUGUAAGGUUCCAGUUUCUUAACAGUUACACUGCUGUACAGUCAUUGCUUACAGUAUUUACUACUAUACUCUGUGUCAUGCCUACUUAUCAGUGUGUCGCUGAAGACAGAAGCCCUGAAUUCUCCCCGACAGUCAGGCUGUGGUGUACAUAUUUGUUUAUGGCUAUCAAAGGGGCUUACUUUGGACAGACUUUUAAUGCAAAGCGGUGCCACUAUUGCUCUCAUCUGAUCUCGUACGCUGCAUGUCUUAAUAGCCUGCGACCAUUCAAAACUUUGCAUUUUGCCUUUGUCAGUCACAGUUCAGUUCCAGAGGGGACCUGACCAAGGAAAUGAAUGUUUAGAAUGUGCAAACAUAAUAAAAAAACAUCCAUAUCAGUCUUAUUUUUUUGUCAGAUGGAUUUUUUUUUUCUCGUGACUCUGUUAAAGGAAACUUGCCUUUGAAUGUGUUCUACUUAAACCUUUGUUAAAUAUUGUAGCUACUGCAAUUAAAUACAUGACAAUAAAGGAGAUGUGACAUGUUG
Messenger RNA from Acanthochromis polyacanthus (spiny chromis), 4387 nucleotides. It is a transcript of the gene nrbp2b, whose product is annotated as nuclear receptor binding protein 2b. Lineage: Eukaryota; Metazoa; Chordata; Actinopteri; Pomacentridae. Gene Ontology annotation, cellular component: cytoplasm; endomembrane system. The record is from RefSeq and is a predicted model, not a curated record. Gene Ontology annotation, molecular function: ATP binding; protein serine/threonine kinase activity. Gene Ontology annotation, biological process: protein phosphorylation; intracellular signal transduction; endoplasmic reticulum to Golgi vesicle-mediated transport. The transcript is spliced from 18 exons. Bases 583 to 2100 code for a protein of 505 amino acids.